This is a messenger RNA of Prinia subflava (tawny-flanked prinia), 4064 nucleotides long. It is a transcript of the gene PRPF6, whose product is annotated as pre-mRNA processing factor 6. The record is from RefSeq and is a predicted model, not a curated record. NCBI's taxonomy places the organism in Eukaryota, Metazoa, Chordata, Aves, Passeriformes, Cisticolidae. Gene Ontology annotation, molecular function: protein binding. The transcript has 21 exons. The coding region runs from base 123 to 2948 and encodes 941 amino acids. Gene Ontology annotation, cellular component: catalytic step 2 spliceosome; U4/U6 x U5 tri-snRNP complex. Gene Ontology annotation, biological process: spliceosomal tri-snRNP complex assembly; mRNA splicing, via spliceosome.
CUCCGCCUGCUCCUGCCGCCGCUUCCGCCGCUGCCGCCGCCGCUUUCCUGGCCGCCUCUCUCGGCUCUGCUUCGGUCCCUGAUCCGCUCCCGCUUCGGUCUCGCGUCGUCGCCACCGCCAUCAUGAACAAGAAGAAGAAGCCGUUCCUGGGCAUGCCUGCGCCCCUGGGCUACGUGCCGGGGCUGGGCCGCGGGGCCACGGGUUUCACCACCCGCUCCGAUAUCGGCCCUGCCCGCGAUGCCAACGACCCCGUGGACGACCGGCACGCCCCGCCGGGCAAGAGGACUGUGGGGGACCAGAUGAAGAAGAACCAGACCGCAGAUGAUGACGAUGAGGAUUUGAACGACACCAACUACGAUGAGUUCAAUGGCUACGCUGGGAGCCUGUUCUCAAGCGGCCCCUAUGAAAAAGACGAUGAAGAAGCUGAUGCUAUUUAUGCAGCUUUGGAUAAGAGGAUGGAUGAACGCCGGAAAGAGAGGAGGGAACAACGAGAAAAAGAGGAAAUCGAAAAAUACCGUAUGGAACGACCCAAAAUUCAACAGCAGUUCUCAGACUUGAAAAGGAAGUUAGCAGAGGUCACCGAGGAGGAGUGGCUGAGUAUUCCCGAGGUUGGGGAUGCCAGGAACAAGAGGCAGAGGAAUCCUCGUUAUGAGAAGCUGACUCCUGUCCCUGACAGCUUCUUUGCAAAGCAUUUGCAGUCAGGGGAGAAUCACACCUCCGUGGACCCACGCCAGACUCAAUUUGGUGGGCUGAAUACUCCAUAUCCAGGGGGUUUGAAUACUCCAUACCCAGGAGGAAUGACACCAGGCUUGAUGACACCAGGGACAGGUGAAUUGGAUAUGAGGAAGAUUGGCCAAGCCAGGAACACCUUGAUGGAUAUGAGGCUCAGCCAGGUGUCGGACUCUGUGAGUGGCCAGACUGUAGUGGACCCAAAAGGAUAUUUGACAGACUUGAAUUCCAUGAUUCCCACACACGGAGGAGAUAUCAAUGAUAUCAAAAAAGCCCGUUUGCUCCUGAAAUCUGUCCGAGAGACCAAUCCUCACCAUCCCCCAGCCUGGAUAGCAUCAGCCCGACUGGAGGAGGUCACUGGCAAACUCCAGGUGGCUCGAAACCUCAUCAUGAAAGGAACAGAGAUGUGCCCUAAGAGUGAAGACGUUUGGUUGGAAGCUGCUCGGCUCCAGCCUGGAGACACAGCCAAGGCUGUUGUGGCCCAGGCUGUGCGGCACCUGCCCCAGUCUGUGCGCAUCUACAUCAGAGCAGCAGAGCUGGAGACAGACAUCCGUGCCAAGAAACGUGUCCUUAGGAAAGCCCUUGAGCAUGUUCCAAACUCGGUGCGUUUGUGGAAAGCAGCCGUGGAGCUGGAGGAACCUGAGGAUGCCAGGAUCAUGCUGAGCCGAGCUGUGGAAUGCUGUCCAACCAGCGUUGAACUGUGGCUGGCGCUGGCAAGGCUGGAGACAUAUGAGAACGCUCGAAAAGUCCUGAACAAAGCCCGGGAGAAUAUCCCGACGGAUCGGCACAUCUGGAUCACUGCUGCCAAACUGGAGGAAGCCAAUGGAAACACCCAGAUGGUGGAGAAAAUCAUUGACAGAGCCAUCACCUCUCUUAGGGCUAACGGUGUGGAAAUCAACAGGGAGCAGUGGAUACAGGAUGCCGAGGAAUGUGAUAAAGCUGGAAGUGUGGCCACAUGCCAGGCAAUCAUGAGAGCUGUGAUUGGGAUUGGGAUCGAGGAAGAAGAUCGGAAACACACCUGGAUGGAAGAUGCAGACAGUUGUGUUGCUCAUAAUGCCCUGGAGUGUGCCCGAGCCAUUUAUGCCUAUGCCUUGCAAGUCUUCCCGAGCAAGAAGAGCGUGUGGCUGCGAGCAGCCUACUUUGAGAAGAACCAUGGAACCAGAGAAUCCUUGGAGGCUCUUUUGCAGAGAGCUGUUGCUCAUUGUCCCAAAGCAGAGGUGCUGUGGCUCAUGGGAGCCAAAUCCAAGUGGCUGGCGGGAGAUGUGCCAGCAGCCAGAAGCAUCCUGGCCCUUGCUUUCCAGGCCAACCCCAACAGCGAGGAGAUCUGGCUGGCUGCCGUGAAGCUCGAGUCGGAGAACAAUGAGUACGAAAGAGCGAGGAGGCUGCUGGCAAAGGCUCGCAGCAGUGCCCCCACAGCAAGGGUCUUCAUGAAGUCUGUGAAGUUGGAAUGGGUGCUUGGGAACAUUGCAGCAGCCCAGGAGCUCUGUGAGGAAGCUCUGAAGCACUAUGAGGACUUUCCCAAACUGUGGAUGAUGAAAGGACAAAUUGAGGAACAAAAAGAGCUGGUAGAGAAAGCACGGGAGGCUUAUAAUCAAGGGUUGAAGAAGUGCCCCCAUUCCAUACCCCUGUGGCUUUUGCUGUCGAGGCUGGAGGAGAAAGUUGGGCAGCUGACUAGAGCAAGAGCCAUCUUGGAAAAGUCUCGCCUAAAGAAUCCAAAGAAUCCAGAUCUCUGGUUGGAGUCUGUGCGCUUGGAGUACCGAGCUGGGCUGAAGAACAUUGCAAACACCCUGAUGGCCAAGGCACUGCAGGAGUGCCCCAAUUCAGGAAUCCUGUGGUCAGAAGCAAUUUUCCUUGAAGCACGACCGCAACGAAAGACCAAGAGCGUGGAUGCUCUCAAGAAGUGUGAACAUGACCCACAUGUCCUGCUGGCUGUGGCCAAGCUGUUCUGGAGCGAGCGUAAAAUAACCAAGGCCAGAGAGUGGUUCCACCGCACAGUGAAGAUAGACUCUGACCUGGGGGAUGCCUGGGCCUUCUUUUACAAGUUUGAGCUCCAGCAUGGCACAGAGGAACAACAAGAAGAGGUGAGGAAGCGCUGUGAGAAUGCCGAACCUCGCCACGGAGAGCUCUGGUGUGAUAUCUCCAAGGACAUAGAGAAUUGGCAGAAAAAGAUUGGAGAGAUUCUUGUGCUUGUGGCAGCCAAGCUGAAAAACACCUUCUAGAAUGUGCUGGCCUCAGCUGCCUCAGAGAUCCCUGUAGGACUUAACCUGCUCGUGGUGCAUUUGCCCUUUCAGUGGCACGGAUUUUGAAGGACAGGACAUGGAUGAUGAUAGGAAAGAGCUUUCUCCCAAAAGGAAGAGCUGCUUCCUUCUUUCCCCAGCAUGACCAUCAGCUUCUGCAGCACGUGGGAACAUUGUAGUUGGUGUCACAUAGGAGACAGGAGGGGUCUUGUGAGGCUCUGUUGGCAUUUCCAUGUUGAUUCCUGAUUCCCCCUGCAAACACAAGCUUUAGUUAGCGCUUGUAUGGAUUCUGACAUGUGGCAGUCCCUCUGUUCUUGGCCCUGGCAUGUGUUCCCUGUCCCCCUUUAGUGUUUGGCCCAAGUAAUGUUGGUUCCUUGUUAGCAGAUCUGGGUUGUUGCUGUUGGAAUGUACUGAGUGUCCUUGAAGGAGAUGGGUGGAGUUUUGGGAGCAGCCCAGCAGCACAGGGAAAGGUCUGGGCUAGCUCCUCUUCUUUAGGUGCUUUAGUUUGGUCUCUGCUAACAAGCUGCUGCACAGCUUGGAGGUGUUCUCCAACCUGAGCAGCUAGAGCAUUUUGUCAAAUUCAAAAGCAUAUUUUUAAAGAACUUUUCCUCAAUUUUUGAAUGUAUAUAGUAAAGCUUAUUCUUUUAGGUGUCUGAGUUCAUUAAGCACAGUGGUGGUUUAAAGUAACAAGGCAAAACUCAGCAAUCCCUGAAAGCCCUUUUGAAGGAAGAACAUUUAUUUAGAGUUUUUGGGAGACUGUGCUGUUACACAGCUGUGACUGCCUGUGGCUGAGAGGUUUGAUUUCUGUCUCCAAGUGCAGAUAGAAAAAAGCAAACUCAAGAGAGGGAAAGCUUUGUGUUUGGGACCCUUUGUACACUGUCUUCAAUUUUCGACACUUGUGAUGUGUACUAUUUUUACCCCAACCUCCUGACUUUCUUGUGAUCAUAGAAUGAGAAGCUAUACUCUCUUACACCUGAGGCUAUAGCAGCUGUAUCCAGGUCUGUGGAUGUGCAUUAUCACAUGUAUUUAGUUGGAGGAGAAACUCCCUUAUUACUUGUUGGAGAAUAUGUAUAAAAUACAGCUUUUUUUUUUUGUUUC